CUCUUCCGGUUACCUUUUCCCAGUGCCAGAGGCGCCUAGGGUUGGGGUCCUCGCUCAGGGACAGAGACCCGACACCGAGCGGCGGCUUCCCCGGGAUCGAGGGACGCGCACGCCAGAGGAGACGAAAGGAACCCGGGUCGGACCAGAUCGGAACCACUGACCAUUGCCCAUGGCGGCCCUAGGCCCUAGCAGCCAGAAUGUCACUGAAUACGUCGUUCGAGUUCCUAAGAAUACAACCAAAAAAUAUAACAUCAUGGCUUUUAAUGCAGCCGAUAAAGUCAACUUUGCUACGUGGAAUCAGGCUCGGCUGGAGCGGGACUUGAGCAACAAGAAAAUCUACCAAGAGGAGGAGAUGCCCGAAUCAGGCGCGGGCAGCGAGUUCAACCGCAAGCUUCGGGAGGAGGCUCGGAGGAAGAAGUACGGCAUCGUCCUCAAGGAGUUCCGGCCCGAGGACCAGCCCUGGCUGCUCCGGGUCAACGGCAAAUCAGGCAGGAAGUUCAAGGGCAUCAAGAAGGGAGGCGUAACAGAGAACACGUCCUACUACAUCUUCACCCAGUGCCCCGACGGGGCCUUCGAGGCCUUCCCCGUGCACAACUGGUACAAUUUCACACCGCUGGCCCGGCAUCGCACGCUCACUGCCGAGGAGGCCGAGGAGGAGUGGGAGAGGAGGAACAAGGUGCUGAACCACUUCAGCAUCAUGCAGCAGCGGCGGCUCAAGGAUCAGGAUCAGGACGAGGACGAGGAGGAGAAGGAGAAACGCGGCCGCAGGAAGGCGAGCGAGCUGCGCAUCCACGACCUGGAGGACGACCUGGAGAUGUCGUCCGAUGCCAGUGAUGCCAGCGGUGAGGAGGGCGGCAGAGUCCCUAAGGCCAAGAAGAAGGCGCCGCUGGCCAAGGGCGGCAGGAAGAAGAAGAAGAAGAAGGGUUCAGACGACGAGGCCUUCGAGGACAGCGAUGAUGGGGACUUCGAGGGCCAAGAGGUGGACUACAUGUCAGACGGCUCCAGCAGCUCCCAAGAAGAGCCUGAGAGCAAGGCCAAGGCACCGCAGCAGGAGGAGGGGCCCAAGGGUGUCGAUGAGCAGAGCGACAGUAGUGAGGAGAGUGAGGAGGAGAAGCCGCCUGAGGAGGAAAAGGAGGAGGAGGAGGAGAAGAAGGCGCCCACCCCGCAGGAGAAGAAGCGCAGGAAAGACAGCAGCGAGGAGUCGGACAGCUCAGAGGAGAGCGACAUUGACAGUGAGGCCUCCUCAGCCCUCUUCAUGGCGAAGAAGAAGACGCCACCCAAGAGAGAGCGGAAGCCGUCGGGAGGGAGCUCAAGGGGCAACAGCCGCCCAGGCACACCCAGCGCAGAGGGUGGCAGCACCUCCUCCACCCUGCGGGCGGCUGCCAGCAAACUCGAGCAAGGGAAGCGGGUGAGCGAGAUGCCUGCAGCCAAGCGGUUGCGGCUGGACGCGGGACCCCAGAGCCUGUCCGGGAAGUCGACACCCCAGCCACCAUCAGGCAAGACAACACCCAGCAGCGGCGACGUGCAGGUGACUGAGGAUGCCGUGCGCCGCUACCUGACACGGAAGCCCAUGACCACUAAGGACCUGCUGAAAAAGUUCCAGACCAAGAAGACAGGGCUGAGCAGCGAGCAGACAGUGAACGUGCUGGCCCAGAUCCUCAAGCGACUCAACCCCGAGCGCAAGAUGAUCAACGACAAAAUGCACUUCUCCCUCAAGGAGUGAGGCUUGGUCCAAUACAUGGCUCUGCCCCCCAGAA
Pan troglodytes (chimpanzee) is the source of this 1757-nucleotide messenger RNA. It is a transcript of the gene GTF2F1, whose product is annotated as general transcription factor IIF subunit 1. Gene Ontology annotation, cellular component: transcription factor TFIIF complex; nucleus. Gene Ontology annotation, biological process: transcription initiation at RNA polymerase II promoter; positive regulation of transcription elongation by RNA polymerase II. Gene Ontology annotation, molecular function: DNA binding; RNA polymerase II general transcription initiation factor activity; TFIIF-class transcription factor complex binding. The record is from RefSeq and is marked provisional. NCBI's taxonomy places the organism in Eukaryota, Metazoa, Chordata, Mammalia, Primates, Hominidae.